AUGGCCCCUCCUCCCGACCUCCGCCUCCUCACGGCGUCGCUCCUCCUCCUCCUCCUAUCCAGCGCGUGGAACGCACUCUCCAUCCAACUCUGCCCUCCCUGCGGCACCACCUCCGUCCCCUACCCCCUCAGCACAUCUCCCACCUGCGGCGACCAGUCCUACAAAAUCCGCUGCCUCAGCAACUCCUCCCUCCUCUUCGACACCCUCAACAACUCCUACCCCAUCGCCUCCAUCUCCCCCUCCUCCCAACGACUCGUCGUACGCCCCUCCACCUUCCUCUCCCCCUCCUCCUGCGUCACCUCUGACGUCAUCCACCAGGGUAUCCAGCUCAACGAGUCCCUCCCCUUCAACGUCACCAGCAGCAACACCAUUCUCUACUUCAACUGCACCGACUCGAUCCUCCGGUCGCCGCUGAACUGCUCGGCGUCGAGCUUGUGUCAUACUUACGUCAACAACACGAAUUCUGUGGGGGCGUGUAGGGCGGCUCCGAUUUGCUGUACUUUCCGGGCGGGCGGGUCGUCGACGUCGUACAUGGUUCGGGUCAGGGACUCGGGUUGUAGCGCGUAUACGAGCUUUGUGAACUUGGAUCCUGUUUUGCCGGUGGCGCGGUGGCCGGAGCCGGGGGUGGAGAUACAGUGGGUGGCGCCGAGGGAGCCGGUGUGCGGUAAUCAGUCGGAUUGUGACGGGAAGUCGGUGUGUGGAUCCGACCCGGUUCAGAAUGGGGUGCGGAGGUGUUUCUGUAAUUCCGGGUUUACGUGGGACCCGGUUUCAGGGUUUUGCGUUGACGAUACUGGUUCAAAGGACAGGACUGGACUAAUAGCAGGUUUGACUUCUGGUAUUGGGGCAUCACUAGUUGCUGCCACUAUUGCCAUUGUACUCUACAAGCGCCACAGACGCAUCAAAGAAGCUCAAGACCGCCUGACCAAAGAGCGAGAAGCAAUCCUGAACGCCAAUGGAGGCAGAGCCGCAAAAGUCUUCACCGGAAAAGAGAUCAAAAAGGCAACAAACAACUUCUCCAGAGACCUCCUCUUAGGUGCUGGUGGAUAUGGUGAAGUCUACAAAGGAACUCUCGAAGAUGGCACUGUCGUGGCUGUGAAGAUCGCCAAGCUUGGAAACACCAAAGGCACUGAUCAGGUCCUCAAUGAGGUCCGAAUUCUGUGCCAAGUUAACCACAGGAGUCUUGUGCAUUUACUUGGUUGUUGUGUUGAACUAGAGCAGCCUAUUAUGGUGUACGAGUACAUUGAGAAUGGGACUCUACUUGAGCAUCUGCAAGCUCGGAAAGGUGUUGGUCGAUCAGUUCUUUCGUGGAUGCAACGUCUCCAGAUUGCUCAUGACACUGCUGAGGGUCUAGCUUAUCUCCACUUCUCAGCGGUGCCUCCAAUCUAUCACCGUGACGUGAAAUCUAGUAACAUUCUGCUUGAUUAUAAAUUGAAUGCCAAGGUUGCUGAUUUCGGCUUAUCAAGAUUGGCUCAUACUGAUAUGAGUCACAUCUCAACAUGUGCUCAGGGAACUCUCGGAUACCUUGAUCCUGAAUAUUACAGAAACUAUCAAUUGACUGACAAGAGUGAUGUUUAUAGCUUCGGUGUUGUGCUAUUAGAGCUGAUGUCCUCUCAGAAAGCCAUAGAUUUCAACAGGGACGCCGAUGAUGUGAACCUUGCAGUUUAUGUGCAGAGGCUGAUGGCGGAAGAGAAGCUUAUCGAUGCAAUUGAUCCAAUGAUGAAAGAAGGAGCUACAGCUUUGGAGCUGGACACCAUGAAGGCACUAGGGUUCUUGGCAUUGGGUUGCUUGGAGGAACGCAGACAGAAUAGGCCUUCGAUGAAAGAAGUCGUGGAGGAGAUUGAGUACAUUACAAGCAUUGCCACAUCAAAGGUUGUCGACGACUAGUUCAUAUUGCUAGUUUGUGCUGUACUAGGAUUAGCAGUUGUUUUAGGUGUCUAUCUAGUAUGGUUAUGUAUUUAGCUGAAAUUAAUGCAUUAGUGUAUAUAGAGAGAGGCAAGUGUGGUAUGCCUGGUUUUGUAUGUGUAGUAGUAAUCUGUACAACUUGAGCUUGAGAGAAGGGUAUGCAAACCCAAAUAAAGUGCAAUAAUCUUUGCUUGAAAAUUAAGAUGGUGAUACAGUUUCAGUU
Molecule: messenger RNA, 2125 nt
Organism: Fragaria vesca subsp. vesca
Lineage: Eukaryota; Viridiplantae; Streptophyta; Magnoliopsida; Rosales; Rosaceae
Product: wall-associated receptor kinase-like 20-like
Exons: 3
Coding region: 1-1884 (627 amino acids)
Biological process (GO): protein phosphorylation
Molecular function (GO): polysaccharide binding; ATP binding; protein kinase activity
Source: RefSeq, a predicted model, not a curated record